This is a messenger RNA of Brassica oleracea var. oleracea, 1212 nucleotides long. RefSeq names its product secretory carrier-associated membrane protein 4. Gene Ontology annotation, biological process: protein transport. The coding region runs from base 126 to 923 and encodes 265 amino acids. NCBI's taxonomy places the organism in Eukaryota, Viridiplantae, Streptophyta, Magnoliopsida, Brassicales, Brassicaceae. The transcript is spliced from 12 exons. Gene Ontology annotation, cellular component: recycling endosome membrane; trans-Golgi network membrane. The record is from RefSeq and is a predicted model, not a curated record.
AUAAAAUUAAUAAACAAUACUUAUGAGAGGGGUUACAUGCUCUUAGUCUCACUCUCACUGGAUCUCGGGCGAUCUUAUCGGAGAAUAAGAUUCGAGGUGGUAAAUAAAGGGAUCGGCAACCAACAAUGAAUCGUCACCACGACCCCAACCCUUUCGAUGAGGAAGAUGAAGAAAUCGUCAAUCCCUUCUCCAAAGGCGGCGGAAGGGUUCCUGCUGCAUCUAGACCAGUUGGAUUUGGCCAAAGCCUCGAUGCUACUGUUGAUAUUCCCUUGGAUACCAUGAAUGACUCUUCACAGAAACAAAGAAAGCUUGCUGACUGGGAAGCUGAGCUUAGGAAGAAAGAAAUGGAUAUUAAGCGGAGGGAGGAUGCUAUUGCUAAAUCUGGUGUUCAAAUAGAUGAUAAAAACUGGCCCCCGUUUUUCCCAAUCAUACACCAUGACAUUGCUAAUGAGAUACCAGUCUAUGCACAAAAGCUGCAGUACCUGGCUUUUGCUAGUUGGUUAGGUAUUGUUUUGUGUCUGGUAUUCAAUGUGAUUGCAACCAUGGUGUGCUGGAUUAAAGGCGGAGGUGUAAAAAUAUUUUUCCUUGCCACGAUAUAUGCGUUGAUUGGAUGUCCACUUUCUUAUGUUGUAUGGUACAGGCCUCUCUACCGAGCCAUGAGGACUGACAGCGCUUUGAAGUUUGGUUGGUUUUUCUUCACUUACUUGAUUCACAUUGGUUUCUGCAUCGUUGCCGCCAUUGCCCCGCCCAUCUUUUUCCAGGGGAAGUCUUUAACGGGUGUGCUUGCAGCAAUUGAUGUCAUCUCAGACAGUUUAUUAGCAGGGAUCUUCUACUUUAUCGGUUUUGGUCUCUUCUGCUUGGAGUCACUUCUGAGUCUAUGGGUUCUUCAGAAAAUUUACCUCUACUUUAGGGGGAACAAGUAAAACGAAGGGAGACAGGACAGGGUGGUGGUAAUUUUCCCCUUAGAUAAAAAAAGGUUUGAAAUAUCUCGUAUGAAUGUAAUUACCAUUUUACCGUUUGGGUGCGUUAUGUUGUGGUAAAUUUCUUUAGUUACUAUAGUUGCAAGAGAGAGAGAGAAUGGGUUUGUUCGGCCAUUUCUGUAGGGCUUUUUUCUUCAGUGUCUGUAGCACAAUAUCUACUCUGGAUAUUUGGAUUAUUUUUUCUGUGAGUUGAACUAUUAAGACAACCAUAGCCACAAACUAUUUCGAGUCU